UCACUCCAGCAAGGACCACCUUUCUCCUCGUCAGUCAUCAUCUGCUGGGGUGCAUCCCUGCAGAGGGACCUCAGCCUCCUGCAGCAGCGGAGCUCCACGCCGAGCACCGCGGACUGGAACCGGACCACAAACACAGCGGAGCAAAGACCUUCUCUUCGGGCAUGGAUGUUGGCGCCGGCUGAGCCGUGGUGCAAGCGGACUUUUCUGGAGAUUCGCCUGGGUGUCGUCUCGGUUCUGCCGGAGGAGGACGUACAGCACCGGCAGCACCGGCGGUGGAGGUCCGCUGAAGCAUCCGAGGAGCAGGGCGAGAAGGCGGUACAGCUUUAAUGAAGAAGCACAACCGCUGACCUUCCUGCAGAAGGGACCCUUGUCAACAAGUAUGGGGUCACCAUGGCAACCCGUUCUCCUCCUCUCUGUCAUCAGUGGCCUUUCAGACUUUGCACAAGCGGUGGGAGCGCGGCCCAUUUCCUACGCUGCUGUGCUGCGAAUGAAAGCGGACAGCUCUUCUUCGCCGCUCAGCCCCCGCGGGCGACCCCGCCAGCAUCACGGCGGCGGGCUGGCGCUGCCCGACUGGCCCGUCUUUGCCAGUCACCCACACCCGGCACUCAGCCUCCUCGGCUCUCCGGAGGACUACAGAAGUGAAGAAAGCGAAGAGUUCGGGCCUGUUUUCAUUCAGGAGCCCGAUGAUGUGAUUUUCCCGCUGGAUGGCGACAGCGACAACAAAGUGAUGAUGCACUGCGAGGCGCGAGGGAACCCCCCUCCCACGUACAGCUGGUACAUCAACGGCACACAGCUGGACGUGGAGGCCGACUUCCGCUACAGACUCGUCCAGGGGAACUUGGUGCUCAGCAACGCCAGUGAAAGCGCUGACUUUGGAAAGUACCAGUGCCGGGCCGAGAACGCUUUUGGGACCGUGCUGAGCCGGGACGCUCAUUUGCAGUUUGCAUAUAUCGGAGCUUUCAGCGGGAAGACCAGAGGCGGCGUGUCGGUGCGUGAAGGCCAAGGUGUUGUGCUGAUGUGCACACCGCCUCCUCAUUCUCCAGAGAUCAUCUACGGUUGGGUGUUUAACGAGUUCCCGUCCUUUGUGGCCGAGGACAGCCGUCGCUUCGUCUCGCAGGUGACGGGCAACUUGUACAUCUCCAAGGUUCAGCCCUCCGAUGUGGGCAGCUACAUCUGCCUGGUCAAGAACACCGCCACCAACGCCCGCGUCCUCAGCCCGCCCACGCCGCUCACCCUUAAAACAGAUGGGGUCAUGGGUGAAUAUGAGCCCAAAAUUGAGGUGCACUUCCCGACAUCCGUGCUGGCUGCCAAAGGCGUCACCGUCAGACUGGAGUGCUUCGCGCUGGGGAAUCCUGUCCCAACCAUCACCUGGAGAAAGCUCAACGGGAACAUCCCCAAAAAAGCGAGACUGCGCAAGUCCCAGGCGGUUCUGGAGAUCCCCAACAUCCAGCUGGAGGACUCGGGGACGUAUGAGUGCAAGGCGGAAAAUCCCAGAGGAGGAGCGGCUUUCAAAGGACAUCUGCAGGUCUACACGCUCCCCCAGUGGGUGAGGAUGAUUAACGACACACACAUGGACAGCGGGGAGAGGCUGCAGUGGGAGUGCAAGGCCACAGGGAGGCCCCGCCCCACCUAUCGCUGGCUGCGCAACGCCAUGCCCUUGACAUCGCAGGGUCGAAUAGAGAUCCUGAACGGUGAGCUGACCAUCCACAAGCUGCAGCCGCAGGACUCGGCAAUGUACCAGUGCGUGGCCGAAAACAAAUAUGGCGCCGUUUACUCCAAUGCUGAACUCAAGAUUUUAGCGUCGGCACCCGUCUUCAUCCCCAACCCCGUGCGAGUCAUCGCCACGCUUGGGAAGGACGUUUCCAUCGAGUGCAAGCCUCGGGCGUCACCCAAGCCUCGGCUCACUUGGAGGCGAGGAGACAGGAGGAUCCAGCCAAGUAAAAGGUUGAUGCUGCUGAGGAACAACACUCUCAGGAUCGCCAACGCUAGCCGAGCCGAUGAAGGCAACUACGUGUGCCGAGCGGAGAACCAGCUGGGCUGGGCGGAGAUGACGGCCACGCUGUGGGUGAAAGAGGCCAUGCGUGUGGAGCUGAGCCCGAGCCGCGUGGAGGUGACAGUGGGCGAGAGCGUGGUGCUGAGCUGCAAGGCCACGCACGACACCUCGCUGGACGUGACCUUCCAGUGGCUCUUCAACCACAAGCCAAUCAGCUUCCAGCAGGCCGGCGGACAUUUUGAGUACAUCCAGACUGUCCGAGCCAAACAGUCCUCCACCGUGGAUCUCAUGAUCAGGAGCAUCUUCCUCAAGCAUGCCGGGAAAUACACAUGCAAGGCCCACACCAGCGCCGACACCAUGGCUGCAGACGCACAGCUUCUCGUUAGAGGUCCUCCCGGCGCUCCUGGAGUGGUGAUUGUGGAGGAGAUCACCGACACCAGCGCCACCCUGUCUUGGACUCGCGGAGUGGACAACCACAGUCCAAUCAGCAGCUAUCACUUACAGGCCCGCAGCCCCUUCUCCUUGGGCUGGCAAACCGUCAAAACCGACCCAGAGCCGGUGGCGGGGGACCUGGAGUCAGCCAUGGCGGUGCAGCUCAACCCUUGGGUGGAAUACGAGUUUCGAGUGGUGGCAAGCAACGGCAUUGGCACCGGAGAUCCCAGCGCACCUUCCAGAGGAGUUCGGACUAAAGAAGCAGUGCCAUCGGUGGCGCCAGCCAACGUGAGCGGCGGGAAUGGCCGCAGGCACGAGCUGGUCAUCUCCUGGGAGCCUGUGUCGGAAGAAUUUCAAAACGGAGAGGGUUUCGGCUACAUCGUGGCCUUUCGUGCCAACGGCACCCGCGGCUGGAAGGAGAAGAUGGUGACGUCGGCGGACUCGACUACCUACAAGUACCGUGACGAGACCUUCCCGCCGCUGACGCCCUUCCAGGUGAAAGUGGGCGUGUACAACAACAAGGGUGACGGGCCUUUCAGCCAAGUUGUCAUCAUCCACUCUGCAGAAGGCGAACCCAGGGAGGCACCGACCAACGUGAAGGCUUAUGCCGUUUCCUCUUCACAAAUACGAGUCACGUGGAAGCCCCCCCAUCCCGGUCCUGGAAGACCAAAAGGAUAUGAGGUGAGCUACUGGAAGGACACAGAGAAGGAAGACUCGGGCUGGAAGCAGAGAACGUCAAAGAACGAGACGUCCAUGGUGCUGGGAGGACUGGAAGGAAACGUCCAGUACGCGAUCACAGUCAAAGGCUUCAACAGCAUAGGCCAAGGUCCCGCCAGCGCCGCCGUCACAGCCAAGACCAGGAAAGCGCCUCCUGUGCAGCCUCCAAGCAACCUGCUGUGGAUCCAAGAGGGCAACAACGUGUCUUUAAGUUGGGACCCGGUCAAGGCCAAGGAGAACGAGUCUGACGUCAUCGGGUACAUGGUGUUACUGAAGCAGGAGGGCAGAGGUCACAACCAGGUGACUCGGACCAUUAACCCAUCCACCAUGCUCUCCCUUCCCGAGGGGGGCACGUAUGUCAUUGAGGUGCGAGCCCUCAGCGAGGGCGGGGAAGGAUCGGUCAGCUCCCCAGUGCGACUGGUCACCUCCUCUGGUGUCCGUGCAAAGAGCGGCCAUCACUCUUUGCACGUGCGUGAAGGGAACCUGACGUGGACGACGCUGCUCUUGCUUCUGCUGGUGCCUUCAGUGUCCUGGUGAGACCCCCUGUCAUGUUUUCUGGGGGAGAGGGACUCACCAGUCGUCCGCUCCCUGAUUCCCUCAAGGCGUGCCCGGCACUCCUGAGGCCUUCUGAAGAAGCGGGGGGGGAACAGUCACCCGGACCACCCGUUUAUUUGCUCUCUUUGUCCAACAUCGCUCGUGUCGUGCUGUCGUGUUUCGUGCGACGAGAGAUUUCUUCAAUCUUUCUUUUUUAGUCAUUGUCUCGUCGAGCAGCGGCCGGCCAGCAGCGACUCCCAGGCUAUGCAGCGUGAACAAUUCCUGGAAAGCCGCAAUGGAAGAACAUCUAGGACGAACCGGCCUUUUUCAUCUGCAUCCAUCCCCCCAAACACCCCCACGUUUAGCUGGCCAACGAGCCGGGCAGCAGAAGACUCAGUAGACAAGAAGUGCUUUUUUUUCUUACGUUUUUUCUAAGGAAGUGUGUUUUGUACACGGUGGUACCUUUAGACAAGAAGACAGUGGCGUUUAUCUGCUUUGUUUCUCGCUUGGUUUGUUGGAUGUGUGGAAGUAGGUGGCCGUCAAAGGUGCGCAACUUAGAACCAGUGUACCGCUCCCUGGUGGCUAAUAAAUGUCAUGUCUAUUUUUUAA
Molecule: messenger RNA, 4285 nt
Organism: Dunckerocampus dactyliophorus (ringed pipefish)
Lineage: Eukaryota; Metazoa; Chordata; Actinopteri; Syngnathiformes; Syngnathidae
Gene: cntn5
Product: contactin 5
Exons: 24
Coding region: 380-3679 (1099 amino acids)
Biological process (GO): cell-cell adhesion
Molecular function (GO): protein binding
Source: RefSeq, a predicted model, not a curated record